Messenger RNA from Athalia rosae (coleseed sawfly), 4140 nucleotides. RefSeq lists its product as uncharacterized. The transcript is spliced from 22 exons. The coding region runs from base 1 to 4140 and encodes 1379 amino acids. Gene Ontology annotation, molecular function: protein binding. The record is from RefSeq and is a predicted model, not a curated record. Lineage: Eukaryota; Metazoa; Arthropoda; Insecta; Hymenoptera; Athaliidae.
AUGAAACAUGUAGCAAAAGAUUUACUAGAAUCACUGAUUUAUUCACGAAAUUACGAUAACAGUCUAUUAGCUAGAGCUGAGGAAUUAUGUAAUCCUUGGUCUAGGGACAAAAGAGCAGCAUCAUUCCAUGAACUGAGGUACAAUGAAACCUUCUUUGGCCACAAAUAUGAUCCGCUUACAAUAGAUGUUCUUGUGAUAGACGAAAGAGUGGAGCAAAAAAUUGAAAGAAUUAAAAAUGAAACUUUGCCAAACGAAGUUGAAGUAAAACAUGAAGAAUCAAACAUCAAUGCCGACUUAUUGGAAAAUGGUGCGAUCCCCAAGUAUGCAACAGAAGAAUCAAGAACAGGACCCUCGAAUGACGAAAAUCAGGAAGAGAAAGUAGAGCUUGAUUAUUGUGGGAUCAAACAAAUUGAUCCAGAAAAUCUGAGCAAAGAACUUCUAAUAGACAGUCAUGAAAAACAGUGGCAUAUAUUUCAAAGCACUGCUAUAUCUAUACCACAUAAUGUAAUGAAAAAUGCCAAUCUAAAUUGCUGGAGUGAAGAAAGCCCACCAACUCCAGUUGAAACAGAAGCCCAUGAAGAGGAAUUCGAUGAUUUUGGAAUAAAAUUGAUCAAAAAUAAUCAGCACACAAAAAAAGUAGUUGUCACUGACCUGUUGGCUUGGAAUAAUAGUCCAAUCUUUAUAGAGAUUCUCAAGCAUGUUUUUAAACAUCGCAAUUUUGAAAAGGAAAUAAGCUUUGAUAUCAGUAAAAUUUUGGCUGGUAGACGCAGUUCAUUUCAACAAGAAGGAGGUCAUGAAAAAGCUGCUUUAGAGUUACUUAGGGCAUGCUCCAUGGGUUUGCAAAAUACCAUCAUGAGAUUAAUUGCAAGUGGAAAAGUCCAUGCAGAUUGUGCUGAUAGCAGAGGAAAUACUGGCUUGUUGUUCGCAGUUGCAAGUGACAAACUGGAAGCGAUAGAUACUUUAUUGAAUCUUGGUGCUAAUGUUGAUGCCUUAAAUGACGAAUGUCUGACUCCGCUUUCCUUGUGCGUAUUGCGAUUACUAGCACUGGUACAUGAUGUAUCUAACUGGUCAAAAGCCUUUUUAUCAAACGAAAUUAUUGAUAAAUCAAUGUUUGAUAACGAGUCAUCAUUCGCAAACUGUCAACAAUGGCAUGGACGAAUAAGUUACGAAUCACUAGUGCGACAUUCUGAUGGUGGAGAGAGCCCAAAUAUACAAGACAAUUAUGCUGCAGAGGAAAUAUAUAAAAAUGGAGUGCGAGAACAAAAAUACAUUUUUGAUAUGUCGCCCAUAAUAAUCAGAACAUCUCUUCCUCAGAGAAUAAUUAAAAAGGUUCAUAAUAAUGUAUUGAAAAUCACAACUAAACGAGAUAUGAAAAAAAAAGAUACAAGCUCUGCAAGUGAAGAGUUACCAAAUGGUUUGAAAAGCAUUCAAGAUACCAAUAAUCAUGCAUUUUCUGAAAAAAAAGCAAGAGUGAAUGCCACCAUAAUCAAGCUGCUAAGACGAGGUGCUGAUCCAAACUUUGCACAGGUGCCUUACCCCGUUUUGAUAAUGUCCAUUUUUGCCAAAACUCCAUGGCUUGUCUCAGAACUAUUAGAACGUGGGGCUGAUCCAAAUAUCACCUUAUCCAAACAAGAUCACUAUUUUACACCACUGCUGAUUCUAACGGUCUUACAACCGUGUCAUGAAAAUUCUCUUAUAGCCAAGACGUUACUGGAAGCCAAGGCAAACCCAAGUAUAAGAGCAGAUCCUGAUUACAGAUCAGAUUUCAGGGAACGUUUAUCGCGAAACAGGUCUUCCAACUAUCUUGAUGAUUCCCAAGGUGCUACUGCUUUACAUCUUUUAGCAUUAAGACCAGAUUUUGAUACAGAUGCAAAUGACUAUUUAGGAAAACUUAUCGAAGUAAUAUAUCGAGAUGGUUGUAUUAAAAGCAGUGAUUUGUACCAAGGGCAUUCCCCAUUAUCUUUGGCAAUAUUGGAAGGUAACUUGAAUGCUACAAAAGCAAUCCUAAAAACUAGAUGUGUUGACGUCAAUGAAGAAUUAGGUGCAGAUUUGGGUAACGCAAUGUUCAUGCUAGAGUCACGUAUGCUGCAAGAACUAUUGCCUCCAGAUGCCUUGCAAGAAUUUCGUGAACUACUGCUGGAAUAUGGUGGUUGUCCCUUUACGUCUGUCAAAGUACAGGCAGAAGAGUAUAAUCUAAUUGAAUACGGAAGAACUGAAUUGAUGAAAGUAUCCAAUCUCUCGAAAAGCACAAUAGCGGCGCAAGGAAAAAACAGGAAGAAGCUUGUAAAGGAAACUAAAAUGGCUAAAUCUUCGAAGCCACCUGACAAGACAAAUUUUUCUAAGGGCAUGGAUUGUAUUACACGCAUUGCUAAAGAUAAAUUGAUCCGAAGAAUAAAAGCAAAUUUUAUCAUGGACUUGAUGAAUUCUCCAAUAACGCUCCUUUCUCUCGACAAACGAUCAACCAUUCUUAAAAACCCAUUGUUUAAACUCGCUCUAUCUUGGAUGACCGCAGAGGAUCUAGCUGUCGUUAUGAAGGCUAUGAACUAUCAUCGUAGUGAAGUUAGAGGACUAGUGGGUCUAUUUAUAAUGGCAUGCAUUUUGAUCGAUCGUAAAACGUUAAGCAAAGCAGAUACACUGAUACAAGAUGAAACAGAACGAAUUAUGAAAAAAGUAAUGCCUCUGGUAACAGAAAAACAGCAAACGCAACAAUUAACAAAUUUCAAAGUGAACAGAAGGGCCAACAGGAGAGAGACCAAGACUUUUGAACCAAUAGUUGCACACACACCAGAAUCAGAUCCUGAUGGUAAUAAGUUCAGAGUAUGUUUUGACUGCCUCUCUAUUCAUGGAAAAGUUUUACUAGCAUGUCCUAAAUGCCAUCACGUUUAUUUCUGCUCGCAAGAAUGUAACGAAAAGAAUGCUACGGGAAAUGAUAACCAACAUCAGUGUCCAGUUUUCUACCAGGAAGAAUUGCACAGACUGGAACAAACUGCCACAACUCUUGGCAUCGACCCAACUAUUUAUAUGGAGAAUAGAUUUAGGAAUCCAACAAUGUAUUCAGAUAUGGAAGAGAGAAUGGAUAAACUCGUAAAAUCAAAAGGUAAAUCGAGAUCAAAAAAACGAGAUGAUAUCCUGUAUUUCGAUAUGGCAAAAUGCAAGACGCAGGGAUUUAUGACUAUUGAGCAACUUCCAGCAACAAUUGAUAAGAACUUGGGUGACAAAACUAUCGAUAAAGAUGACAAGACUCAAACGAUGAAAGCCAUUGGAGCAGAAAGUUUGAAAAACAAUAAAAAAUCUAAGAGAUUGAAGAAUGGCCAAAAUAUUGAUGGAGAAGAUAAAGAGUAUGGUAGCGGUGAUGUGAAAUCAAGCAGAGGUAACAAAUAUGUCAAAGCAGACAAUACGGAAUUCGAAGCUGUUGAUAAUGAAAAACUCGAGGGAUCGUUCAGUAAAAUCUACAAAUCCGAUGAUGAAAAUCAUGACCUAGAUUCAAAUAAUAAAAUUAAACUCAAAAAAAGGAUAGAAGUAAGCAAAUACAAUAAAGACGAUGUCAGUAGCAUGAAAAGAUCAAGCAAAGUUAGAUACGAACUAGGAACUACUAAUAGUGAUAUUAAAAACAAGUGGAACGAUAAAAUGGAAUCGAAGGGCAAAGAAGAUAACUACAAACAUAAUGCUGACCAAGUUGCAAAUAGUAUCAAAGUGAAAAUGGGAAAGAAGAAAGGUCAUGAAAUCCACAAGAAUAUGCCAGACGUAGACGAUUCAAAUUUUGAAGGAAAAAGCAAGCGCUGGUGGAAUAGCAGAAGGAGUAGGAGAACAAAUAGCUUCAACGAUACUAAUGAAACAAUCAAAAAUAACUCACGAAAACAGUAUGACAGCACGUAUGAAAAGCAAACACAUAAAAUUUACGUUAAUAAUGAAUACAGUGAAGGUUCGAAUACUUCCAACAAAAAAGAUGUGAAUAAGAAAUGUUCAGAGAGUAUUUCGGUAAAAAAUUUAGGAUGGUUAUUAAAAACUGGCAGAUCUGCAGAAAGAAAAAUAGAUCUAGACAUGCUAUUGGCACCUUAUGUAGUCUUUGCACAAGUAUCAUUUAACAGUUCACAUAAUGCUACCAGCAAUGAACUUCUAGUUCAUUUAAAAAUGGCAUAA